Salmo salar (Atlantic salmon) is the source of this 6442-nucleotide messenger RNA. RefSeq names its product aryl hydrocarbon receptor 1b (gene ahr1b). The record is from RefSeq and is a predicted model, not a curated record. NCBI's taxonomy places the organism in Eukaryota, Metazoa, Chordata, Actinopteri, Salmoniformes, Salmonidae. Gene Ontology annotation, biological process: regulation of transcription by RNA polymerase II; response to xenobiotic stimulus; xenobiotic metabolic process. Gene Ontology annotation, molecular function: protein dimerization activity; transcription cis-regulatory region binding; nuclear receptor activity. Gene Ontology annotation, cellular component: nucleus; aryl hydrocarbon receptor complex.
UGAGGGCCCUCAUGAUUCCCACAGGAUAGGAGGAGAGGGAGUAGUUGGAGUAUUUAUUUCCAAUAAUUAUUUUAUAUGUAAAGACAUAUUUUUCAAAGAUGUAUGUUAUGUUAUGCUAUGUUAUGUUACGUUAUGGUAUGUUACUUUAUGCCAUGUUAUGUUAUCUGUAAAAGUAAAAGUAGUAGUUUACCCCAGCCACUUAUGAAACGGUUUUAUGUCAUAUUAAUUUUGGUCACUAGAGGGAGCAUACUCACAUAACAUUACCACAAGCCCUCUGGUUUUACACAAAAGAGAGAUAAUAUAAUGUUUGCACACAACUCAUUUUAUGGUAAUUCUGGACUGAAACAGGAAAAAAAUGUUUUGGGGCUAUCCAAGAGUAACUUUUUUUCUUUAGCUCUGGAGAAAAUUACAAGAAAGAAAGAAAAAAAUGUUUUGGAAGGUUUUGAAGUUUCCUUUUCUCACCCGAGGAAAGGUCCUCAUGAUUAUUUUAGUAAUAGAAGGGCAUAACCAAAAUGAGCAAAUCAAGAUUUAGUUAUGCCUAUCUAUUUAUCUAAACUCCUGAAAGGUUUUCCAACGUCACUAAAUAUAUAAUUGCAUAGCCUAAUAGCCAACCAACUUUACAAAUAGUUGACAAGUUGUGCCAGUGGCCAAAUGGACCCCUUGUACUGAUCCUAUUUCUGUUAAUUGCACGCGCCCUCUAACAUGAGGCCUAACACUUGCGCGCGCCCUCUAACUCAGGGCCUCUGAUUCGCGCGCCUCCACCUCUGAUCCUUGCGCGCUCUUGCACAAAUCUGUGCGGGUUGCCUGGUCAGUCCAGUCCAAUGCGUGUACCCCGGCCUAACUGGGUUGUGAGGGGGGUUGUGGGCUCACGUUGAGAGCGCGCUUUAACUGCUCGUGCCACAAGAGGAGAUUUGCAAAGAUGCGUUAGCGAAAAAACUGCAACAUAUUUAAAUGUCGUCAUUAUUUACUCUAUUUUUUUCCCACUAAUGUUAACUUUGUAUCGAAACGAAUGAUGACAUGGACUUUGCAUGACGAGGAAGACAUUUAAUAUCGGAUGUGAACAGCAUUUUACGCACGGGUUAAACACCGCGGAAUGGAUGCACUUGCUGCUGCCACUUUUUGACGAAUGUCAAUUUAGCAUUGCUUAUUUGUUGGAAAACUCUAUUUCAUUGUGAUACGGAGUUUAGUUGCAUGCAAUAGCAUUUAUACAAUCGUUGUCAGUAUUUGUUUGUAGGUGUAAUUAUUUGAACCGCCUGACAAACAUCAACGUCAUUGAUGUAGGACAAGAGGACUGAUUCAUCGGUGCAUUGCUUGAUCCAUUCUUGAAAACAGUGUUCCUUCUGGACGAGAUCUGGGGAUGACUAGAUGGGUUAUUAGACAAUCAUUACCGGGUUUAUGUAGGUCGGCUCGGUCUUCACUUAACAUUGAAUAAUUCGGCUAUACCGCAGUAAAGCCUCAACCAUGUAUGCUGGACGGAAAAGAAGAAAACCGGUGCAAAGAGACAUCGAAGUGAAAGACCAAAAAGAGAAACAGACAGCUCCAUCUGAAGGGACCAAGUCUAACCCAUCAAAGCGCCACCGGGACCGUCUGAACUCUGAGUUGGACCGUCUGGCCAGUCUACUGCCCUUCCCAGAAGAGGUCACCUCCAGCUUGGAUAAACUCUCUAUCUUACGGCUCAGCGUGAGCUACCUGAGGACCAAGAACUUCUUCUCAGUUGCCCUGAAGACCCACGCUUGCAAGGGGUUGAAGGCCAACGGUGGUAACCAUGACAACAGCAAGACAACAGGAUUGGUGGAUGGCUGGAUGCCCGAGGGUGAACUCCUAUUGCAGGCCCUUAACGGUUUUGUCCUGGUCAUCACUGCAGAGGGGAUCAUAUUCUACUCCUCUCACACCAUUCAGGAUUACCUGGGAUUCCACCAAACGGACGUGAUGCACCAGAGUGUGUUUGAUCUGAUCCACACUGAGGACCAGCAGGAGUUUAGGAGGAACCUGCACUGGGCUCUCAACCCCCCGGCCGUGCCCCAGCAGGUGGAGUCACCCCCAGAUGGAAAACCAGUCCCCAGCUCGUCCCUGGUGACCUAUAACCCCGACCAGCUGCCUCCAGAGAACUCCUCCUUCCUGGAAAGGAACUUCGUCUGUCGCUUCCGCUGUCUCCUCGACAACUCCUCUGGCUUCCUGGCCCUGACCCUCCAGGGCCGUCUGAAGUUCCUGCAUGGCCAGAACUGCCGGCUGGAUGACGGCUGCAACGUGCCUCCCCAGCUGGCCCUGUUUGCCAUCGCUACCCCCCUCCAGCCUCCAUCCAUCCUGGAGAUCAGGACCAAGAACAUGAUCUUCAGGACCAAACACAAGCUGGACUUCACCCCCAUGGCCUGCGACGCCAAGGGGAAGAUCGUGCUGGGCUACACUGAGGCUGAGCUCCGGGUCCGAGGCUCUGGAUACCAGUUUAUCCAUGCAGCUGAUAUGCUCUACUGUGCUGAGAACCACGUCCGCAUGAUCAAGACGGGAGAGAGCGGGCUGACGGUGUUCAGACUGCUCACUAAGGAUAACCGCUGGAGGUGGGUCCAAGCCAACGCCAGACUGGUCUACAAGAACGGCAAGCCUGACUACAUUAUCGCUACCCAGAGGCCCCUGGUGGAGGAGGAGGGAGGAGAGCACCUGAGGAAGCGUUCCAUGCACCUCCCCUUCACCUUCGCCACGGGCGAGGCCCUUCUCUACCAGAGUAGCUACCCCAUCCACGGCCUCACUGACUCACUCCAGACUAAAGGCAAGACCAAAUCCAAGAAGGGCAAGCUGGACAAGAACUCGUCAAAGGAUAACGGUGGACUGGACCCCAGCUCCCUGCUCGGGGCGCUGAUGAGGCAGGAUGAGUCCGUGUACGUGUGCCAACCAGCUGUCGAGCCCAAGAUGUCCUUCCACAGUAGUCUGUUUAGUGAGCGAGGUGAGGGGGAAGGGCAUAGCAGUGGAUGCUAUAGCGGUGGCCCUCUGGGUGGGGGUCUGGGAGAGAGCUGGAGCUCUGUGCCCAACGGGGUCACCACCGCCUCCACUGGCCCCAACGGAGAGCCUCCGUCCAGCUUCGACCCGCUGCUCGCCACCCUGGACUCACUAUCUCUGGAGGGGGACGAAACAUGCUCUAACAGCGAGCUGUUCUCUGCUCUGGAGAACCUGGGUCUGAACGCAGAGGAUCUGGAGCUACUGCUGCUGGAUGAGAGGAUGAUCAGAGUGGAGAUGGAUCCAGACUACAUCCCCUCGCUCAACGACCUGCUCACCAACAACGAGAUCCUCUCCUACAUCCACGACUCGCUGGAGAACAAGACAGAGGAGGGCCAGGGUGUGGACAGUCACGUGUCCAUACCACAAACCACAACCCAUCCCCCAGACCCUAUCCUUAAUUCUGUCCUUAUCCUUAACCCUCAUACCCAAGCCACCCCCACUAUGCAUAUCUCUACCCUCCACCCCCAGGCUACUAACCCUCCUGCCCCCCAACCCAUGUUACCCCUUCACAGACUGCCAAAACAGCCACCCAUAGUGCAGCUCUCCCAGCAGAUGCAGCAGCACCUCAACUUAGUAAAGCCCGUUCUGGCAAAAUACCCCUGGCCCCCAACCCAAACAGACGUCCCCACGCCAAGCCAGCCAGACACACUGCAGCACACAACCUCACUAACCGUGGUCCAUAAUGGUCACUGGCUUCCCCAGCAGCAGCAUAUGUUUACGGGGCUGGAUGACCACUGCCACAGCCUUCAACCCCUGGUUAACGGUAAGACAUCCCAGCUGGGGCCUCACGGGGCCGGGCAGCUCAAACACCACCAGCACCAGAACAACAUCCAUCUUCAGAGCCAGUGGCAGCAGCAGAACCAGCACCUACAGGUCCAGCUUCAGUCUCAGUGCCAUUUCAAACAGCAGAAGGCUAGUAGCAGCAGCGGUGAAACUCUCAACGGGGUGCACCCUGAUCCCGAUUGGCAGAGUUCCGUCUACGACGAGCAGUUGGGACUGACAGUUAAUGGAGCCUGCACCGUCUCCUACCCCAACGGGCACGCGGACACCCUCUCACACACUACAGAAGGAGAGGUCACUCACACGGAUUACAGUAUGGGUGAUUCCCAUCACAAACAACAUUAUCCACAGGUCCCAUCCACCUAUUUCCCUCAGCAGUACUCCACCACACAGAACUCCUUAGAUUACAUCCUGGGGCUAUCGCAGCCUCAACACACCACGCCUACUCUGGACACCUACGGCAUUUUGAAUAGCCCCGCUUCCCAAGAUGCCACUCACUGCAAGAUGGAGAACGGCUGCAUCCUCAACGACACCAACGUGGCUUACACAGAGAGCUGUCUACUGCCCAAUGUGAACAGCCAGACAACCAGCGACAGUCUUCAGCCCGACGCCCUACAGACCCUACCCACCCUCCCAGACCCACAGACUACUGGCUUCUAGGGGGGCAGGGGGGGGCUGAGGAGGGGGUGCCAGGCCAAAGAGAGACCAUUGGACCAUUUUGUCAGGACAAGAGAGUGGAUUGGGGGGGGGGGGGCAUAAAAAAUAGAGAGAGAAUAGGAGGAGAAGCAAAAGAAGAAGAAUUAAACUGAACUGUGGUUGUUAAGACUUUCUAUGUAACGUUCUCUCCAUUUAAUUUGUGUACGACUGACUCAGUACUCAGUGAAAGAGCUCAGGAUAGUGUCUCUCUGCACUCUCUGACAGUAGUUUCCCCGCUGGCACACAGCUCAGGGGGAAACAAAUGCAUCUUCUCAUGUUACACUUCUUUUUUUUUUAUGAAGGGUAUGGUUGGUUGAGAGCGCAGCAAUUUCUUCAAUGUGAAUUUCAUUGUUUUUCUUUAUGGGUGUACAAAAUACAGUUUCUGACAAGGAUUAUUAAGACUGUGAGAAGAGACAUUUUCUUUUUGUCACUCAUAGCUACAGUACUGCGCUUCAAUACAGUGUAACUUGUUAAAGGAGGGAAAGUGAAUGUGGGUAUAGAGAAGGAUUGUUAUGGAGAUGAAUAUUCCUUAUGAAGAAUGAUAUGACAUAUUGAUUGAUUGAAGAAGCUGGACGUCUGGAACUAUUGCGAGUUAAGUUACAAAUGUUCUGCGCUGUAUGUUACGUUUUGUUGUGUCAUCUGCCCACAGAGAUGAGGAAUUGAUUCAGUCCUAUCAUUUUUGUUUUGGUGAUCUGCGUGUUGGUAAAAGAGGAUUUAGGUUGUCGUCUUGCAUGUUAUUGAGACUGAAUAUGUGAAACGGAUCCCAUAUUAUGGUCAAAUGGUAUCUAAAUAUGAAGAGGGAGAGCAGAUCGGAGGAAGGGAUGACCGUUUUGGUGUUUGUUUAUUUUCAUGUUGCAUUUUAGCCUGGAAGAAGUUUACAUUACCAGUAUAAUGAUGUUGUGUAUUUAUUUAAAUGGCACUCAAAUCAACCGAAGCAUUUUCUUCUUUUCUUGACCGGCUACAGUGUGAAAUCACUCAGUAAAUGAAGUUCCGGAAUACAGCAGUACACAGCUUAAAUUCACUAAAUUCAGGAAGUAAACAAACAAAUUCCAGAAUCAUCAUUCAUUGAAAAGCUUUGAGGGAAAAACUGAAAUUUGGAUUUAAGCUGAUUUCCUGAAUUGAAAUGAAAUUGAGCUAAACACACUGUAUUCAAUGACAAGAGGCAGAGGAACGGGAACGGCAGUUUCUGACGUGACGAGAAAGUUCAUUUCGAUGGGCCUCCUCUCUUACCGGGCCCCAAGUGAUUCCAUCAUGGUCAUCUAUCACAGUGGUUCUCAAACCUCUCCUCGGGGACCCCCAGAAGACUCACAAUUCUGUUGUAGCCCUGAGCUAGCUCACCUGAUUCACUUAGUCAAGGGCUUGAUGAUUAGCUAACAAGUUGAAUCAGCUGGGCUAGCUUCAGAAAAGAUCAAAAGCGUGGAACAGGUGCAGGUCCCCAGGAGAGGUUUGAGAUCCACUGAUGAAUCGCACUGAAAACAUUCCAUGAGGAUUGACUUGGUCAUACUCAUGAGCAUUGAUACAAAAAACCAAAUGAGAGGACAAGUCUUUUAAAGAGAUUCUAUAUUGAAAAGGUGCAAUGUUGAAUGUGUUGUGUAUAUUGUAAAAUAGUUGUAAAAAUAUCCUAUUACAGUAUUUCGUUGUAAAAAGUUCUGGAAAAUCAUUUUUAAUUAAUAUUGGUAGUGUUAGAAUAUCUGCGUCCUAAAUAGCACUCUGUUUCCUACAUAGUGCUAUACUUUUAACCAGAGCCCUAUAUAGGGAAUGGGUUGCCAUUUGGGAUGUAACUUAUUGCAUAAAUGUCACAAUCAAAUGCAUUUACAGACUUGCCUCUCUCUUUUAUAUUUGUUUCUUUUUUUAUAUAUGUUUCUUAUAUGAAAUAGAUUUAUUUCAAUCAACCAGGAGAUAUAUGUGAAAAUAAAAAAGCAAGGUGACAAUCAAUAACAACAAAACUGCUUAAUAAAAAAAACUUGUGUAAAUA